GGUGGUAUAAACAGUACAUACCCGCCUGGCGACAAGACACAACAUAUUGUGAAUCGGAAAUUAGCUAAAUUUUAGCGUGGAUUUUUGCUAAUACUAGACCAAGAAAGCGAAGUUGUAGGUUUGUAGGUGUGACUUGAAUCAUAAGAUGACAAAUUUUGGUGUUUUUUUCUUUGUUGGAGUUAUAAGCCUUGUUUUUUUCUCAUGUGAAGGGAUAAUCACACAACCACCAGAUGGAACCACAUUGUUCUUUUCACCUGACCAAUCAAAAGCAGAAAUAGUUUGGUCAUUCAGUGAUGAAAUAACAAAAGUGCGUUUCAGGGAUUGGAGUUUUCUAAGUAGUGAUGGAUCAAUACAAGCACUGGCAGAAAUACAAAACGAUGGCGAACCAAAAAUACUUACCAAUAAAUUGCUUGGGAUUGAAAUACGAAAACCAGCAACAUUGAUUUUAAACAAAGUUAAUGAAAGUUAUAAUGGAACAUAUCAGUUUGCACUUAAAACAGCUCUAACGACGAUAUCUUCUGUUUCGGUUUUUAUCACAAAAACGCCAUUGGUAACAGUCAAUUGUUCCCGUUAUGUCAGAAAAAAUAUAAGCGAUGUCUUCUCGUGUCUAUGCGAAGGACAAGGUGGCAAUCCUCCUGCCAGAGUUACCUGGUAUAAAGAUAAAAAGAUUAGCGACACAGGAAAAGAAAGUCAAUUAUUAAUGUUCCGUGUCAACAGUAAAAGUGAUAGUGGGGAGUAUACUUGUGAAGCUAAAAGCCACGAAAACGCAGUGAAUAAAACAGUUAUUGAGUUGAUUGUGAAUUAUCCACCUGAAGAGACAAAAAUAACGUUGACAAGAAACGCUGAUGAAUCAGUUACUGUAAAAUGUUCAGCUCAGGGGGAACCUGCACCAAGCUAUAAAAUAUUCUUCAAUGAUACUAAGUUACUGGCCAGUAGCACUACCUAUAAAAUACCUGAGGUGAACAAUGAUACUGUUGGAUAUUAUAAAUGUGUUGCAAGGAACAUUCUUGGAGCUGAUUCUUCACAGCCAAAAUAUUUAUCCAUAACAGGACCACCAGCAACAACAAGCACGACCUCUACCAAAGGCAAUGGAACAGUUGAAUCCGAUGAUGACGAAGGUGAUGAUGGUGGUCUUUCCGGUGGUGCUAUUGCAGGAAUCGUUAUUGGUGUUUUGGUGUUUAUUAUUAUUGUUGCCUUUCUGGUGUACUUUUUCUUCUGUACAUCCAAAGAAAAAAGUGGAUAUAGGGGAAAUCCGAACGUAAAAUCAGGUGGAAUUGGAGAAAGCCAUUACGAGCUUGGAGAAAACGCACGUGGAAGUCAAGGGGAUAAUGAGUACGACACCGCCAUCAGUACUCGUAAUGAAGGAGCUCGCAAGCCAAUCCCUGAAACUCUUCCACCUGUGUAUGCCCAGGUUGACAAGGACAACAGAGAAGGAAAACCGUUGUAUGCAUCACUGGACACAGCCGCAUUGAACACUCCAUCAGACAGUUCGAAGAAGCGACCUGACGAUCGCCGUAUACCCACCGAAUAUGCGGCUAUUGACCAUAGUCGUACCACCGAGGCGCCAAAGGCUGACUUAGUGUGAGCAGAAGAACUGUAGAUGGGAAAAGAGGAAACGUCUUGUGGGAUGCUGAAUAUAUAUAUUGCUGAGUAGUAACAACUUGCAAUAUAUCCUAGUGUAGAAAAAUCACGAAUCGUGUUCACGCAUGCGCACAUUUUUUAAAGUAGCUAGUUAUAAACAAUUGUGCGAUAAUGGUCAUGAUAUAUAUAUUGUACUGCCAUACUUAACUGCAUGGAAAUAUCUAACAGUGGGUGAAUAUAGCUCUGAACACGCUUAGGGGCUGUUUACAUGAGCCCGGUUACCCGAGAUUCAACGAAGCGUGAGAUGAUUUUGAGGUAUUGAAAUGA
Molecule: messenger RNA, 1908 nt
Organism: Dendronephthya gigantea
Lineage: Eukaryota; Metazoa; Cnidaria; Anthozoa; Malacalcyonacea; Nephtheidae
Product: poliovirus receptor-like
Exons: 11
Coding region: 146-1585 (479 amino acids)
Source: RefSeq, a predicted model, not a curated record